GUUUAAUAGCCGCUAUAAUAACUAUAAUAAAAUGGUGCUAGCUAGUAAUAAUGAAAUAACUCAGUUUAAUAACCAUGAAUUAAUACUUCCUAGCGAUAACUAUAAGGCACAACCAAUAACCCAGCCUAAUAAUAAUGAUGAAAUGCAAUCGAUAAUUCAACCUAGCAAUAACAAUGAAGCCCAACCAAGUAAUGGCGAAAUAAUACAGUUUGAUAAUAUACAAUCAGAAAAUGAUAUCAAAAUAAUAUAUCUGGAAGACCAAACUACUAUAUCUACAAAUGAACAGAUCUUGGCACCACCUUUUGUUGGACAAACAUUCAACACUUGGGAGUGUGCUGAUGAAUAUCUUAAUGAUUAUGCCUGGAGAGAGAAUUUUGUAAUUAUCAAACUUAGAAAUGAUCGAGAUUCUUCGCCAGAGAAA
Molecule: messenger RNA, 421 nt
Organism: Racocetra persica
Lineage: Eukaryota; Fungi; Glomeromycota; Glomeromycetes; Diversisporales; Gigasporaceae
Source: the annotation of a GenBank genome assembly